Molecule: messenger RNA, 3854 nt
Organism: Ailuropoda melanoleuca (giant panda)
Lineage: Eukaryota; Metazoa; Chordata; Mammalia; Carnivora; Ursidae
Gene: LAIR1
Product: leukocyte associated immunoglobulin like receptor 1
Exons: 9
Coding region: 74-853 (259 amino acids)
Biological process (GO): immune response-regulating signaling pathway
Cellular component (GO): plasma membrane
Source: RefSeq, a predicted model, not a curated record
UCCCUUUGUCAGCGGCAGGCUCUGUCCUCUCACCCGUAGGCUCCAGGACGGUGGAAGCUGCAGGGGUCUAGGCAUGUCUCCCCAUGUGACCCCCUUCCUGGCCCUCGCGCUCUGCCUGGGCCAAGUGCUCCACGCACAGAACGGGGUCCUGCCCAAACCCUCCAUCCGCGCCGAGCCGGCCUCUGUGAUCCCCCGGGGGCAGACCGUGACCAUCGUGUGCCAGGGCCCUGCUGGGGUGGACACAUUCCGCCUGGAGAAGGAGGGAAAAGUGCUGUACCCUGAUGUGAAGAGCCUGCAUGGGACUGAGGCGCAAGCCGCAUUCCCCGUCCCCACGAGUGAAGACACCGCAGGGCUCUAUCACUGCCUCUAUUAUAACGGCGCUGACUGGUCUCAGCGCAGUGAGCCACUGCAGCUGGUGGUGACAGAAGACCCACAGACGCCCUGGGAUGACAGUAACAGUUCAGGGCUGUCGACAGAGCAUGUUUCCAUCCUCACUGGGGUCUCUGUGGCCCUACUCCUUUGCGUCUUCCUGGUCCUCAUCGUCCUCUGUUGUCAGCGCCGGAAAAAACACAGGCCCCCUGGCAGCCAAGGUGAGGAGCAGAGGCCCCAGGAGAGGGUCAGCCCAGCUGUUGACAUCCUAGAGAGAACACCAGAUCUGGCCACAGUCGACAGACUUCCUGAGAAGGAUGGGGAAAUGCACACCCCAACGCCUACUGCAGGAGGCCCCCCAGAUGUGACGUAUGCCCAGCUGGACCACCGGAUCCUCACACAGAGGACAGCCCAAGCCGCGUCCCUGCAGCCCACGGAGCCCACGGCGGAGUUCAGCACAUACGCAGCCCUUGCCACACGCUGACUCCCAGCCCACCGGGCCUCUGCCUCUAGACACGCAGGAAGCUGUUCCCACAGACGCGUGAAGUGGCCGUUUGGAGGGCUUCCGAAUGGAAGCAUCGCUUUCUGGAAAGCCACACAGUCUGAUUUCCUGGAGGCAAGAGCUGGAGUCAGGAGACCCCCUAAUCAACAUCUAGGAGAUUCACAAACCACGUGGUCCCUCCUCGAAUCAGUGAGAUCCUCGAGAGAAAGGGUAGCACUUAUUUCCAGAGACCCAGCUGCAGAUUCCUGGCUGUUUCCAGAGACCCAGCUACAGACUCCUGGCUGUUUCCAGAGACCCAGCUACAGACUCCUGGCUAUUUCCAGAGACCCAGCUACAGACUCCUGGCUGUUUCCAGAGACCCAGCUAUAAUCACUUGGCUGUUUCCAGAGACCUGGCUAUGGUCUCCCAGUCACACAGAUGAUUCCAGAUGUGUCCCGUGUAUCCCUCUCUGUCCCCAGAGGCUCUGUUUUAGUUGUCCACUCAGCUGACUCUAAAGACCUUCCAGAGUUGACCCUGAACCUGGACUAAGGCAGCUGACAGCGGAGACCCUGUUUUCUGGAUUAUGCUUCUCUUUGUUCAUCAAUGCAAGUUUUCACAGGCCCACCCUGCAGCAGCCCUGCACGGGGAGCUCGGUCCCAGUCUCUGCUCAAAGCUCAGAGCAGGAAACAAGACAAAGAACGCGUCCGUGUUUUCUGAACUGAGUGUCCCAGGGAGGAACGAGGGCGGCGCUGAGGGGACGUGUGCCUGAGUAAGUGUGCAGAUGACACAGCGAGUAAGUGUGCAGAUGACACAUACGAGGGAGCUGGUGAGGCCGCGACUGCGUAGGGAGGGCCCCCGAGGCUUUCAGUCCACGCGUGUAGGGAGGGCCCCCGAGGCUUUCAGUCCACGCCGCGGAACACAGCAGCAUCCCAUUUCCCAUCCUGAUUCCAGGCUCAUCCACACUGGACGCCAUGCAUUCUCCAAACGCGACAGCACCAUCCCGCUCUGAGACCUUGUCCUUCAUCUGACCUUCACUCCCUCACCCAGCUACGCCCCGCACGUUUGGGCUUGGAUGUCGUUCUUCCGAAGUUGCACCAACUGCUCCCUGCAGACGAACUACCACGCCCUUGGCGGCUUCAGACGACACAGUUUAUUAUCUUACAACUCUGAGUGCCGGAAGUCUGGAGCCGGCUUCUCUGGGCCGAAAACCAAGGGGUCCACAGAGCUGCGUCCCUUCGGGAGGCUCGAGGGGAGAAUCCAUCUGGUGACCUUUUCUAGCAACUAGAGGCUCCUGCAUCCCUUGCUCCGUGGCCCCUUCCUCCGUCCUCAGGGAGCUCCGUGGCCUCUCCACGUCCGGCUCUGGUUAGGGCUCCUGCUUCUGUGACGCCUCCUUCCCCUGCCUCUGACCCUCUUGCCUCCCUCUUAUAAAGACCCUCGUGCUUACACCGGGACCACCGGACAACCCAGGAUCAUCUGCCCUCUCCAAAUCCUUAACUCGCCGACAUCGGUAGAGAACCCGUUUGCCACGUGACGUAAGUAACGUGUAAGGCAGCACGCGCAUGGGUUCGUCUCCCACUAAGUCCGUAAAAAGCUGCAUGUCCGAGGGUCUAAUUUCCGUGCCCCCAGAACGACUCUAUGGAACAGAACCUGCUACACGCCUUGUAUUAGCCACGUUUCGGGUGUCUAUAGACUUGACAUCUGUCCUACGUGCACAUGCUGGACUUGACCUAAGUCACCGCACGGACCUCCAGUUUUCCUCCCUGACCCCCCUCUCCUGAGCGAAAUCCUCUUCCUGGGGGUGCACUUUCCGAACACGCACCGGCUGAUCCAGAGUCCACACCCCCAGCCACCUCCCUUAUGGGGCUCUCAUGCUCUGGGCCACUCUCCACGUGCCCUCAGCACCCCGGGGCCAGGGAACUGACAACAGGGUCAGCUUCUCCACGAGCCCGCUGAAACUGGGGAGUCCAGCCCGUCCUAAGCCUGCCGACCCUGCCUUGCUCAGUCUUCCUGUAGAAACCGCACCGAAAGCUCUUGCCCACAGUCUCCGCUUGCCCCCCUCCCCGGUUGACCGCCCCGGAGCCCUGCGUGGAGCGGUGUGCCCCUCCUCCCGAGGACUGCGACAAACCAUCUUGCAGUUCUGUGGCUUGCAGUACUCAGGCACAGACCCUCACAUCGCCCACGAACACACAGGGUUUUCAAAUCGCCCCGCUGCUGAGCUGGGAUCACGUGCACCUGUGUGCUCGUGCGGGACGUCAGCUUCCAUCACACGCGAGCCCUUAGGCUCCCCUAACCGCACACGUCCUGACGGGGACGGGGUGUGGGCACCCUAGGGGGCUUCCAGAGAGCCCCCUGCCUUGUGGUGUGCAGAAAGCAGAUCGCCGUAUUUCCCUGGGUCCGUCCUCCGUCUUCUGUGUCGCGUCACAUAGUGUCCGAGUUCCACACCUGGGAGGCGCCCUCACACCCCACUCUCCCUGACCCCCCAGGACCGGACCAUGCGGGCGAGCCUCAUGGAUCUGUUAUAUGGACGGGAUCCUCUGCUCCCUUGCUCACGGCUCCUGUCAUUUCCUAAUGCCUCCGCACACAGAUUAGGCUUCCGUCCUCAACUGCCCACCCGAUCGCUUGGCACCACUCCUGAUGGCCGCGGGGUUUGACGACGAGGCAGCCCCACGCUGCCUCCACAGCAAACCCUCAGGAUCUGCACGCCCACGUCCCCACAGCGGGACCAGCUGUGCCACCAGGGGCUGUGCGGCGUCCCGAGCCCACUGGGGCUGGGACGUGCUGUGUCUCUGCCUGGCUUGCGGGGUCAGCAGAGGACCCCACUCAGAUUAAAGUGGAACAUGACCCUGACAACUGCCGGGGGUGUGAGUGGCUCGUUCUGAUUGAUUUUUGUGUCUAUUAUUAUUGUUAUUAUUUGUAUGGAAAAAGUAAGAAACAUGCAUGCCUGCUAUAGGCCUUGUAUUAAAAGUUUAAUCAUAUAUUAAAAGAAUAUUUUUGAAAAAUUCAA